Messenger RNA from Ipomoea triloba (trilobed morning glory), 357 nucleotides. RefSeq lists its product as uncharacterized. The transcript has a single exon. NCBI's taxonomy places the organism in Eukaryota, Viridiplantae, Streptophyta, Magnoliopsida, Solanales, Convolvulaceae. The coding region runs from base 1 to 357 and encodes 118 amino acids. The record is from RefSeq and is a predicted model, not a curated record.
AUGUCGAGAAAAAUGAGCAAGAGAGUGAGUUUCAGCCCUGAAGGCUACCAUGAAAAGGCAGCAACAAACCUUAACAAAACAAACAAGGUUUCGCAAGAGUCGUCGUCGUCGGAGUUCUCGCCGGUGAGAUUUCUGAAGCACAUCGGAGCCAACAUGGCGCGUCUGGUUUCGAGUUCCGACAGAAAGAGGAGUUCGCGGAAGGUGUCGUCGUCGGCGAGCCUGGGGAGGUCGCGCUCCUACGCGGAACGGUCGAUUGAUUCCCAGAGAGCUGAGGCCAUUGAAGACUGCAUCGAGUUCUUGAAUUCUUCUUCGUCUUUGCACCGCUCCAGCUCCGUCUCCAGUUCUUGCUGCAGUUGA